Corythoichthys intestinalis (scribbled pipefish) is the source of this 654-nucleotide messenger RNA. It is a transcript of the gene ly6d, whose product is annotated as lymphocyte antigen 6 family member D. The record is from RefSeq and is a predicted model, not a curated record. Bases 113 to 352 code for a protein of 79 amino acids. Lineage: Eukaryota; Metazoa; Chordata; Actinopteri; Syngnathiformes; Syngnathidae. The transcript has 3 exons.
UGACAGAACUGAGCAGACAGGAAAGUGAAGUAGGGAUUUAUAGGGUGAUAUGACAGUAUAAAGGUGCUUCAGCUCCAUUGGUUUUUACACAUCAAGUCAUCGUCAAGACAGUAUGAAGGUUGUGCCGGUCUUAACACUGCUGUUCCUGCUGCUGUGUAGCACUCAAGUGCUCACGCUCGAGUGCUAUUCCUGUGUGGGAAGUGAUGAAAAUGAAUGCAAUGAUGUGAAGACAUGCAAAGAAAACGAAUUGUACUGCAAGACUACUGGCUCUGGAAGUGAAGUCCAUAUGGACUGCUCGGAGACGUGUGUCGAAAGCUCUACAACUACCUGCUGUCAAACAAACCUGUGCUGAAGAGGAGGCAUAGUCUUACUCUUGCAUUCAGUUUCUCAUUAAUGAAAGCAAAAAAUGCAGAAAAUUGUAUAAUCAGAGUGGACAAUCAAAUUAAGUUUCACUAAUAGUAUGUGAACAAAUAAUAUGUUUGAUUGAGCAUCUCCUGAGCUUCUGUACAACACUCAAUGGACAAGAGCUGUGAUUUAUUUUGUACAAACACAAACAGUUAAUCCCUCCCUUGUUGGUUUGUGGGUCAGUGAUUUCUAUGUGGGUCGCUGUCUGUCAACUCUGAUGUCAUAAUAAAAAGACGUCUUCCAAUCUCA